AUGAGGCAGGGGGACGCCCUCGAUAGGAAGAAGAAUGCAUCCCCUGGCCUCGCCGGUGGCAAAGCAUCAUCAUUGAUGGUGGGGUUGGACGCCAUGAAGUCCAGAAUUAUGCCGCAGGAUGGUCUGAAGGAGAAGGACAAGAUCGCGAAGCUCCCCGGACAGCCCGACGGCGUUGACUUCCUCCAGUACGGCGGGUACAUCACCGUGGACGAGAAGGCCGGGAGGGCACUCUACUACUACUUCGCCGAGGCCCCCGACGCUGCUUCCAGGCCUCUCCUUUUGUGGCUCAACGGCGGUAAUCUCUCUCCUUCUCUCCCUCUCUCUCUCUCUCUUGAUGAUCAGAGAUUAUUAUUCUCAUACUCAGGGCCGGGCUGUUCCUCGAUCGGCUAUGGAGCCAUGGAGGAGCUCGGGCCCUUCCGCGUGAUGAGCGAUGGGAAGACGCUCUUUAGGAACCCUUACGCGUGGAACAAUGGUACGUUGAUAAGGGUCACCCUUCCUCUCGUCCUCGGGAAGAACCCCUAAUACGAGAGCUGCGCAGUGGCGAAUGUGCUGUUCUUGGAGAGCCCCGCCGGUGUCGGCUUCUCCUACUCCAACACCACCGCGGACUACCAGAUGAGCGGCGACUCUCGCAGUGCGGAGGACGCCUACGUCUUCCUAGUCAACUGGCUGGGGAGGUUCGCCGAGUACAAGACCCGGGAUUUCUACAUCGCCGGCGAGAGCUACGCCGGUCACUACGUCCCCCAGCUCGCCCACAACAUCUAUCACUUCAACCAGCUUCCCGGUGUCACUGUCAUCAACCUCAAGGGCAUCGCCAUUGGAAACGCAGUGAUUAACGAUCUUACGGACGAGAAGGGGAUGUACGAUUUCUUCUGGACGCACGCCUUCACCUCCGACCAGAACCACGAGACCAUCAAGAGGAACUGCGACUUCACCUUCUCCGGCGGCACCGACGGCGACGCGUGCCAGGCCGCCCUCGCCGAGGCCUCCGCCGUCUUCUACGACGUCGAUAUCUACAACAUCUACGGCCCUCUCUGCUUCGACGGCAACCUCACUCGUGUCCCCAAGACGACCUCGGUUCCCUCUCUCUCUCUCGAUCGAUCAAUCGAUCGAAAUUCUCUUUCAGAUCCGUGGGACGGCUCUGUUGACCUGUUGUUAGUGAUGGGCCAUGCAGAUCUAUGACUUCGACCCGUGCAGUGACUACUAUGUCCAGUCUUAUCUCAACGAUCCAGCGGUGCAAGAAGCCCUCCACGCCAACGUCACCAGGCUCGACUAUCCCUGGAGCGCCUGCAGGUAGGAUCAGGACUGCCCAUCUAUCGAUAAUUCUAUAUUAAUUAGAUUUAGUUUAACACCACCUUGAUUAGAUAAGAGAUUUAUCGAGGAUGGAAAAUGAAUCCAUCAAGAGAGAAAGUCUCCAUCUUCUCUCCAGCUCUGAGAAACAAAACCUCAGUCUUUUCAUCUGGAUCCUCCAGCAGCGACUUGCCCGCAUGGCUGGACAGCACCUCCACGGUUCUCCCGCUGCUGCAGGAGUUCAUGGCGAAUGGGUGGCGAGUCUGGGUCUAUAGGUGAGAAUUCCAGGAGCCCUCUUCCUCUCCACAUUUUUCACGGUUUACCCAAUGCCUCCAAACCUGAGGCGAGCUCUGCGCUUGGUCUCGCGCAGUGGGGAUACCGACGGUAGGGUUCCGGUCACCAGCUCCCGCUACUCCGUCGACGCACUCGAGCUUCCGGUGAAGGCACCAUGGCGGCCGUGGUCCGCCGUCGACGAGGUAGGCGCAGGAGAGAGGAACUCCAGGUAAUUCUCCUGAGGCGGCCAAAGCCCUAAUUUUCUUCCGCUAUUUGCUGCAGGUCGGAGGGUACUCCAUCACCUACAAGGGCGAUCUGACCCUGGCCACGGUGAGGGGCGCCGGGCACGAGGUCCCGAGCUUCCAGGCACAGCGGUCGCUGGUGCUCAUCCAGGCAUUCCUGGAAGGAAAGCCUCUCCCCGACUACAUCGUGGAAUGA
This is a messenger RNA of Spirodela intermedia, 1998 nucleotides long. The record is from the annotation of a GenBank genome assembly. NCBI's taxonomy places the organism in Eukaryota, Viridiplantae, Streptophyta, Magnoliopsida, Alismatales, Araceae.